AUGGAAUAUAUUCUAUCGUCUGAAGAAAGUUCAGAUGCCGAUAUCAAGUCACUGCGACAUCAACUGACCGAAUAUGGCUUGAGUGAAGAAAAUUUGAGUAAAGAAGAGAUGACAGACCUUUUGAAAGUAUUGAAAUUUUCAAAAUCUGCAGCCGAAGAUGAAGAAAGACAAAAGAAAGAAGAAAAUACUUCAUUGACAAAAGUAAAAAUGAAAAGAAAAUAUUUGAAUGUCAGAGACAGACGACUACCCUGGAGUCUCUUUCCGAGUGUGACCGCUGCUUCUGAAAGAGCUAGGCUUCUUGUGGUCUAUUUUAAAAUUAUGUCCAUUAAUAAUUAUAGACAAGCUAGACAGUCAGUUAAUCUCGCUGUUUGGCCCCCACCACUACAAAUCCUAGAAGAAACAACUAGGAUUCUCCCACAAAGGUCAACAAGAAGUGGUCGUUCUGUACCCUUAUAUGCAGGACUUGAUGAUGAUUCGUCUGAUGUGGAUUUUGUAGUCACAAAAGCAAAAAAAAGAAAAGCGUCUAAUAGUGAACAUUGUGAUGUCGGAUCAUCCAAUAAGACAAUCAGUUUAAAAAGAAAGAUACAAAAAGAUGAAAAUUUGAGACCUGUUAAAGACGUAAAGUUAAAUUCAAAUUUAAUAAAAGAGGAAAUCGAAGACCAAACAUUAAAAGAAGCUUGCUUACAAAUUGAAGACUGA
Leptosia nina is the source of this 699-nucleotide messenger RNA. NCBI's taxonomy places the organism in Eukaryota, Metazoa, Arthropoda, Insecta, Lepidoptera, Pieridae. The record is from the annotation of a GenBank genome assembly.